Messenger RNA from Scatophagus argus, 5881 nucleotides. RefSeq names its product poly(ADP-ribose) polymerase family member 14-related sequence 1 (gene parp14rs1). The record is from RefSeq and is a predicted model, not a curated record. The transcript has 17 exons. Lineage: Eukaryota; Metazoa; Chordata; Actinopteri; Scatophagidae. Gene Ontology annotation, molecular function: transcription corepressor activity; NAD+ poly-ADP-ribosyltransferase activity; RNA binding. Gene Ontology annotation, cellular component: nucleus; cytoplasm. Bases 1 to 5394 code for a protein of 1797 amino acids. Gene Ontology annotation, biological process: negative regulation of gene expression.
AUGGCGGGCACACACUCGUAUGCCCUGCUCGUCGAGCUCGAAGAAAACAGCGUGGCGAAGUUAAAAAACAAGUUAGUUAAAUACUUUCAAAGUAAAAAAGCUAACGGUGGUGACUGUGAAGUUGACUAUGAAAACGGCAGCAGGACAGCGGUGCUCCGCUUCCGCAGAGAGGAGGACCAACAAAAUGUUUUGGCGAAAAAGACGCAUCAGAUUAGUUUGGAAAAAGGCGUGUUGAGGAUGACAGUUCGCUUACCAACAGAGGAGAAAACAACGCAAGAAGCUCAGCCUGGUCAAUGCAGCGAGAAAUCAGCAGAUGUUGCUUUGAACACCAAACCAUCCAGCGCUGAUGAGGACACACCUGCAGUCGAAGUUCAGAUGGAGGGGGAAGGUGGACUCGAUGAAACAGCAGACGAAGAGCUCUGCUCCACUUCGGCUGUUUUAGGAAAUGUUCCAGAGACAUUAAGCCUGGAGUUUUUGAAUAUGCUGGUGGAGAAUGUUUUAAAGGAUCCUGACUCUCCAUCUGCCUCUCAUGACUUCACUUUGGAAGUCAUUCAUGGUACCUCUUCUGCUGUGGUGACUUUCCAGAGUGGAAAAGAAGCCACGGAUUUUGUGACAAGAUGCCCCCAAAACAGGAUGUUCACAAAGAAGGGACUAUCAGUUCAGCUUCUUGAGGUCACAGAGCAAGUUGUAGUUGAAGACCUACAAAACAUUAGUGAAGAUCUCCUCUGCCUGCAUUUUGAGAAUGCAUGUGGGGAUGUGGAAGAUGUUGUGCUUAAUGAAGUUGAACAUUCUGCCAUCAUCACCUUUAAAGACCACAAAGCUGUUCAGAAAGUCAUGAAGAAGAAGCAAACCAUUAAAGGGGAAGAGAUCAAAGUCUAUCCUUUUUACAGAUCUUUGGGAACAGCCCUCUAUGGCAAAGACAAGCCUUCACUAAAACUCCCUGCAGCCAUCUCUGAACACAUUGACAAUGCUGUUUGGAGAUAUUUAAAGGACAAUCAAUCAGCAGUAGAGAACAUACAUAGUGACUUAAAAAAACACUUCUGCUCUGUGAAUCUCAACCAAUCCACUGUGUGCUUGUACCCUGUACCGUCACUACUCCAGCAAAAAGACGCCAAAGCCAUCAUCAAGGACUGGAAGGAUACUGUUAAGUCUGCUUUUGCACAAGCUCUGUCAAAGUUCAGAUCCCUGAAGCUUCAGCCAGAGUCAGACGUGUGGGAAGAGUCUGAGGAGAAGAUCAGACAGAUGCUACUGAAUGAGGAUGUGGUUGUAGUGCCUGAUAAAGCCAGUGGUGUCUUAUCAGUCGCUGGCCUUGUGGCUGAUGUCAACAGAAUGGAGCCACAUCUCUGUGACGCUGUAAACAAAAUUGUCAAAAGGUUGCAGAGGGAGAAAUCAACCACAAGUCAAGAGGUGAAAGUGUCACCACAGAUUUUUCACAUCCUGUGUCAAGAUGGUCUUCAGGACAAGUUGCUACGCGUGUACCCAGAGCUCAAAAUGUCAUUCAGGAAAGAUAGUUCAGAUUUGAUAUUAAUUGGUUUACCAGAUGAGAUUAUGGCAGCAACCAGAGUUAUAUAUGAUCAGAUGUUUGCAUUAAAACGGCAGAAUUUAGAAAUAGAUAUGUUUGUGCUUGAAUUGUUGAAUGAUGAACAACCCGAGGAGCUUACAAAAGCUCUGCUCACAUCUAAUGGAAUAAAUGCAGCAUUGGAGAUCAAUGCACAGAAGCUGCAGCUCCUUGCUGUUUCUGACAGAGAUUUGGAUAUUGCUCAAGAUCAUCUGGGAAAGAUACUAAUAUCUCAGUAUAACAAUGUUGAAGAUAUUAAUGUCCUGGAGAAACCAGAGUGGAAGCAGCUGGUCAGUCAGUUAGAGAAAGCCAGCAAUAAACCAUGCAGUGGAAUUAGAAUUCACACUACUGGUCAACAAGUUGUGGUGUCUGGCCACAAGGAUGGUGUUGUAAAGGUUAGCCAUGAACUUCAUGACUUUUUAACAGAGAAUGCUCAGGUGGAAGAAACUGUUGUAGUCAAGAACAAUACCAUAGUCAGGUAUAUUGAAAAGCUUGACUCAUCUUGGUUGGAGCAAGUGAGUGGCAAAGUGGCGGUGUCUUACAGAAAAGAGGCCAUCUGUCUAAGUGGUUCUAGAGUUGAUGUCACAAAGUGCAAGACUUUGGUUGAAAACAUGGUCUCUUCUGUGUUCUUUGAAAGUUUCAAAUUCUUCAAACCUGGAAUGAAGAAGUUCUUCAAGGAUCAAGAAUCUAUGUAUGUCAACUUAGUUGAUAUGAAAACUGGCUGCCUGGUCCAGCUUGUUGAUGAGACUAGUGGUGGACCGGGUGAUUUGGCCCACACUCAAGUACCAAAACCUGUAUACCAGCUUCAGACAUCUGAUGGAGUGGAGAUAGCUAUUUGCAAGGCAGAUAUGUGUAGCUACCCGGUGCAUGCAGUUGUCAAUUCUUCUAAUCAGAACUUGAAACUUGAUGGAGGUCUUUCAAGAGCACUUCUUAAUGCUGCUGGCCCUCAGUUACAGGAUGAAUGUGACAGAUUAAUUAACUCGAAUGGACAGGUCAAGCCUGGAGACUGUGUCGUAACUGGUGCCGGGGGGCAGCUUUGCUGCAAGACAAUCAUUCAUGCAGUGGGACCCAACUUUGAUUCAGCUAAAUCCAAGAAGUCUCUGGCACUGUUGAAAAAAGUAGUUAAAGGAAGCCUAGACCUUGCUGAAUCACAUGGAUGUGUCUCUGUGGCUCUGCCCACAAUUGGCAGAAGCCUAGGCUUCCCUCUCAAUUUAUGUGCUGCCACCAUCAUCGGUGCAGUGAAGGAACACUGUGAUGAAAAAUAUGAUGACAACAGCCUGAAGAGGAUCCAUUUUGUGGACAUUGACGACAGUGCUAUUAAGGCUAUGGAGGCAGCUGUCAGAAAGGAUUAUGGAAAUCAUGGUGUUAGUCAUUCUCAACAAACUCUUCCUGUAUCUCCACCUGUGAGCCAUGCUGGACCUGAUCCAAACUGCUUGGGGCAAGUGCAGACCAAACAGGGCUUGGGCAUCACUCUCAUGAAAGGAAAUAUCCAGGAUGCCACGACGGAGGUGAUUGUGAAUACUGUGUUUGAAGAUCUUGCACUGAAAAGAGGGGCAGUUUCAAAUGCCAUCUUUCAUGCCGCUGGAUCCAAACUUCAGGAGCUGGUAAAUGCGCAAAAUGCAAGUGGAAGCCUCGGUGAGGUCAUUGUUACUGAGGGCUGCAAGCUGAAGUGUGCACUAGUUUUUCAUGCAGUCACACCUCAUUGGGACAAUGGACAAGGCACAGCUGAAAAGACCUUGAGUGGGAUUUUCAAGGAUUGCUUGAGAAAGGCAGAGGACAGUGGUCAGACCUCCAUAUCCUUCCCUGCCAUUGGUACUGGAAACCUGGGUUUCCCAAAAGAUCUUGUAGCCUCAUCGAUGCUGGAUGAAAUUUUAGCAUUUAGCAAAAAGAAACAACCCAAGCACCUGAAGAAGGUUGUGAUCAUACUUUACUCAGGGGACACACAGACUAUCCAGGUUUUUAGUGAUGAAUUCACGAAGAAGUUCCCAAAUACCUCAGUUGUUCAAGCGCCCACAUGCUCAGGUCCCUUCACUAAAGUUGUGUCAACCUCGGGGAUGCAUGAGACCAAAAUGGGAAGUGUGGCAGUACAGGUGGUGACAGGAGACAUAACCACGGAGACCACUGAUGUCAUUGUCAACUCUUCCAAUGAAAAUUUCACUCUUAAGUCAGGAGUAUCAAAGGCUAUUCUGGAUGCAGCUGGUCAGCUUGUUGAAGACGAAUGUCAGAAACUUGGUUCCCAGCCCAAUUCAGGCAUGGUAAUGACCCAGCCAGGCAACCUGAAGUGUAAGAAGAUCCUACACGUAAUUGGACAGACGGACCCAGUCAAAAUCAACAAGGUUGUGAAAGACGUACUUCAAAUGUGUGUGAAAGACUCAUACACUUCUGUCUCGUUUCCUGCCAUUGGUACAGGUCAAGGCAGUGUACAGGCAAGGCAGGUGGCAGAUGCCAUGUUGGACGCAGUGAUUGACGUGUUGACUCAGAACACUACCAUUACCAUGAAGACAGUCCGGAUAGUUAUUUUCCAGCAACCAAUGUUGAAAGAUUUCUACAGCAGCAUGCAACAAAGAGAAGCCAGUGACCCUAAGGAUACGACUGGGUCCUGGUUUGGAACAAUCGGCUCCAAAAUUAAAUCGUUCUUUACUGGAAGUGCUGACAAGCCCCCGAUAGAUGGGGAUUUUGUCAUUGAGGCCCUGAAAGUGGAACCCGCUUGCUUCCACGUCUGUGGCGACUCACAGGCUAAAGUAGACUCAGCCAAGCAGUGGAUCAGUGACCUGAUAUCCAAAGAGCACAGCAGCAACAGCAUUUCAGAUGACAUCAUCCUCAGACUCUCUGGUGCAGACCGUCAGCGCGUUGUUGACAUCCAGAAGACCAUGAACGUGAGCAUAAGAACUGAGAGCAAGAAGGGCCAAGCCUCUUUCACCAUCGAGGGGCUCAGCAAGGAUGUGCUUCGGGCCAGCAAUGAGAUCCACAUGAUGCUGGGAAAAGUGAGAGAUGAGGAGGACCUGAAGAAGAAAGUGGAGGUGGCGGGCACAAUGGCAGAGUGGCAGUACCAGCAGCAGGGGUCUCAGUUUCAGAGUUUUAAUCCAAUGACCAACUACGAGCUUGAGCAAGCAUUGGGAAAUAAUCUAAAAACUGUAAAAGUCACCAUCCAGGGUCAAGACUACACAGUUCAAAUGCCAAAUGGACCUGCUGCUGAUAGCAAAGGACACACCCUGGAGAUAAAGCGCAUUGACAAAUUAAAAGAGGAAGACAUUCCUGGAAACUGGGUGACCAUGCCAGCCAACACCUCGUGUCAGGCCGUCACCAUCAAUGCUGGGACAGCCGAGUAUACUGAAGUCGAGAAUCUGUUCAAGGCCACAUGCAAACAAAACAUUAUUAAGAUUGAGAGGAUUCAGAAUCCUAUAUUGUUUAAGAGCCUACAGAUCAAGAAGCGUGACAUGGAGCAGAGAAACGGUCAUCAGAACAACGAGAAGCGUCUCUUCCAUGGCACCUGCCAUAACACCGUGGCCUACAUCAACGAACACGGCUUCAACAGGAGUUACGCAGGAAAGAACGCUACUUGUUAUGGCAAUGGCACAUACUUUGCCAUCAAUGCUAGUUACUCGGCCCAGAACACCUACUCCAGUCCCAAUCAGAAUGGGGAGAAGUGCAUGUACCUCUGUCGGGUGUUAACGGGGGAUUACACCCAAGGAAAACAAAAUAUGGUGGUGCCACCAUUCAAGACCAACUCCAUUCAGAAGUACGACAGUGUCGUGGACAACUUGACCGCUCCCAGCAUGUUUGUAAUUUUCCAUGACAGCCAGGCUUAUCCUGAAUAUUUGAUUACAUUCAAGUGACCUGGCUGUGUACUGAGACAACAAAUUAAAUGUCUUACAUUUGACUCUUCCUAUGUAACAAACACAUUUUUGCUAAUUAUCCGCUGAUUACUGGGUUUGUUUUUGCAUCUGCUGAAUAUUUGUAGUUUAAACAUUUGAUGACUGCAGUUAACAAUCUUUUGUUGCUAUCAAGCAACUAAUAAUGCUCACAGGGGGUCAUUUAUGGAAGACCUAAGUAUUCAGACCCCAUAUAGUGCCUUGAAAACAUCUUUGUGAACCUAUCGUAUAAUAAUCUGAAAAAUAAAUCAAGGAAAGGAAAGAAAAUGGUCUGUGUAAUUGCACUGAACACAGUGUUCAUGACAACCGGAAGGCUGAUGGAAAGUACUUGCUGUUCCAGGAAAUCAUGUGACAGUCAGGAUAACACUCACUUUUGGUUUUGAUAGUAAAACUGAAACAUCCACUGUUCCUUCACAGUAAUCCUGCACAAAUAAAAUUUCUUCCAGGUGCA